Molecule: messenger RNA, 384 nt
Organism: Trypanosoma grayi
Lineage: Eukaryota; Euglenozoa; Kinetoplastea; Trypanosomatida; Trypanosomatidae
Product: 60S ribosomal protein L35
Exons: 1
Coding region: 1-384 (127 amino acids)
Biological process (GO): maturation of LSU-rRNA from tricistronic rRNA transcript (SSU-rRNA, 5.8S rRNA, LSU-rRNA); translation
Cellular component (GO): ribosome; cytosolic large ribosomal subunit
Molecular function (GO): mRNA binding; structural constituent of ribosome
Source: RefSeq, a predicted model, not a curated record
AUGUCGCACCACAUCAAGAUCCGUGACCUGCGCGAGAAGAGCAAGGAUGACAUGCUGAAGCAGCUCACUGAGUUCAAGAAGGAGCUCUCGCAGCUCCGUGUGACGCAGCAGCUCAACACGGCUGGUGCUCGCGUGGGCCGCAUCCGCAUCAUCCGCAAGAGCAUCGCCCGCAUUCUGACGGUUCUCAACCAGAACGAGCGCGAGAACCUCCGCAAGUUCUACUCGGAGAAGAAGCUGCGCUCAAGCAAGCCCAAGGCGCUGCGUGAGAAGCUGACGCACCGCCGCCGCCUGGCGCUGAAGGACAACGAGAAGAACCGCAAGACUCGCCGUCAGAUCCGCAUGGCCCAGAAGUUCCCCAAGCGUGUCUACGCCGUGAAGAUUUAA